Molecule: messenger RNA, 1062 nt
Organism: Klebsormidium nitens
Lineage: Eukaryota; Viridiplantae; Streptophyta; Klebsormidiophyceae; Klebsormidiales; Klebsormidiaceae
Source: the annotation of a GenBank genome assembly
AUGGACGACCUUUUAAACUUCAGCGGCGAGAUCAAACAAUUAGCGAAGCACUAUUCGGAGCAGUCCAAUUACCUCGAGUUGUUAACGAACGAGACCGAAGCUGAUUCCGGUGAGAAGGGUUCGGCGAUAGCGACGGAUCUGAACUCCGCGGAAGAGGGGGAGAAGCAGCCGGGCCAUGCGGCAGAGCUCUUGCAGGACGGAAACCUGCUGUGGUUCUCAGGAAGCAUUGAGAAUUACGUGUACUUCGUGUUGAAGAUAACCGGACUAGAACACCACCAAGCUUCCCAAAUCGGUCAGCCCAAGGUCCUGAUCCGAAACCGCCCACUCGUCCAGGUUUCCGUGGCUUACGACAGCCUUAUCUCCGGGCAGACCGUUCGGCACGCCGCGUUUCGCACCAAGAACGACGCGGAUGUUCCGGCAAUACAUCGCCAGACAUUCCGCUCCAGCCGGGCGACGUUCUUCUGCUGGACACCGGAACGAGCUUCCCCAAGCGCUUCCAAGGACGAACGUGCGUUCUCGAUCAUCAAGGGCGUCCCGGACACGUCACCGCUCAAGUCGAAGAAGGUGUGGAUUGCGAUCGGCCUUGCCACCGCCAUGAUUUCGACACAGAUCGCGAGCGGAGCCGCGGACGGCCUUCCUGGAAUACAUCAAUCUGUUCACCGCGGGGAUCAUUACGGCGGGGCUGAUGCUUCUAAGCGGCUGCUAAAAACGGAAAGCAGGCACGUGACAGCAUUGACAGCAUUUGCGUUCGCAUUCUUGACGGCUAUUGAGGCCGGGUGCCGGGAGUCGCGCAGGCUAUUGCUGACGUCCUCGCUGACGUCAGUGAGUGACGCCAUUGGUGGAAAGGCGGCCGCGUUCGUCGCCAAUCACAUUACGACCGCGUUCCUGACCGAGAUCGUGAGAAACAACGUGGCCGGCGCGCUUAUGUACCCCAUAGCCGCUCGACUCGUGGGCGCGCUCGGCGUGGUGCCAUCGCGGGUGACGGUCGUGGUAAUGCUGGGGGCGUCAGCCGGAUUCACGCUUCCGUACCGCUACAAGACCAACCUGAUGGUUUGCCGGUAA